AUGAAGCGUUAUCGCAUGGAUCAUCCAGCUGCCCUUCAUAGACUGAAAGUUGGGGUACCUGCCACUGUCGAACACUCCAGUGAAGCAGGGCCCGAGACUGGUAAAUGGAUAGCGAAGACUACGCAAGAUUUUAUUACCUUUAUGGAUGGCCUGAAACUACGAAUGCGGGCGAAAGAUCAGUUACAUCCACUUUUACAAGAGCUUGUGACUGGUUACGCUAGAUUUAAAGGAAGCAAAGAUUGGGAAGGGCGGAGUCGCAUGGUCUCCUGGUUAAUUACGCUGAACGGAAUGAAAGCUUCUGAAGUCUUGACAGAAGACCAGGCUCGUCAGUUGGCCUUUGACGUGGAUCAUGCAUAUGCAGAAUUCUUCCGCAGUUUAGGUGGAGAAAAAAGUGAUGUAUCAUAG
This is a messenger RNA of Psilocybe cubensis, 405 nucleotides long. Its product is annotated as Vacuolar protein sorting-associated protein 28-like protein 1. The transcript has 5 exons. NCBI's taxonomy places the organism in Eukaryota, Fungi, Basidiomycota, Agaricomycetes, Agaricales, Agrocybaceae. Gene Ontology annotation, cellular component: ESCRT I complex. Bases 1 to 405 code for a protein of 134 amino acids. Gene Ontology annotation, molecular function: protein-containing complex binding. Gene Ontology annotation, biological process: protein transport to vacuole involved in ubiquitin-dependent protein catabolic process via the multivesicular body sorting pathway. The record is from RefSeq and is a predicted model, not a curated record.